Molecule: messenger RNA, 1477 nt
Organism: Peromyscus leucopus (white-footed mouse)
Lineage: Eukaryota; Metazoa; Chordata; Mammalia; Rodentia; Cricetidae
Product: serine/threonine-protein kinase MARK1-like
Exons: 7
Coding region: 88-663 (191 amino acids)
Biological process (GO): microtubule cytoskeleton organization; protein phosphorylation; intracellular signal transduction
Cellular component (GO): cytoplasm
Molecular function (GO): tau-protein kinase activity; ATP binding; protein serine/threonine kinase activity
Source: RefSeq, a predicted model, not a curated record
GCCCGCCCUCGCCGAAGCCCUUCCGCGGCCCGCGACCCGCCGGACCCCCCACCUCCCCCCGGGCUCGACCCCAGCCGCCCGCGCAAGAUGUCGGCGCGGACGCCAUUGCCCACGGUGAACGAGCGGGACACAGAGAACCAUACUUCUGUAGAUGGAUAUACUGAAGCACACAUCCAGCCUACCAAGUCAAGUAGCAGACAGAACAUUCCUCGGUGUAGAAACUCCAUUACAUCAGCAACAGAUGAACAGCCUCACAUUGGAAAUUACCGCUUACAGAAAACAAUAGGGAAGGGAAAUUUUGCCAAAGUGAAAUUGGCAAGACAUGUUCUAACAGGUAGAGAGGUAGCUGUGAAAAUAAUAGACAAAACUCAGCUAAACCCUACCAGUCUACAAAAGUUGUUUCGAGAAGUACGAAUAAUGAAGAUACUGAACCAUCCUAACAUAGUGAAACUGUUUGAAGUGAUUGAAACAGAGAAGACACUGUACUUAGUCAUGGAAUACGCGAGUGGGGGUGAAGUAUUUGAUUACUUAGUUGCCCACGGAAGAAUGAAAGAGAAAGAGGCCCGUGCAAAAUUUAGGCAGAUUGUAUCUGCUGUACAGUAUUGUCAUCAGAAAUGUAUUGUUCACCGUGAUCUUAAGGUAAGCUGCUACUUUGAAAAUUAAAAUCUUAAUUAUGAAAGUAUGUAAUAAUAAGGGAGCUAGAGAGAUGGCAUGAUGAAUAAGAUUACUUGCUUUGCAAGCAUGAGGAUCUGAUUAUAAAUCCCCAGCACAUACUUAAUACAACGUGCUAGGGCUGUGCAUGCCUAUAACUCCAGCAUUUGGAGGCAGAAGCUGGUGGUAGGUCCUGGGAGCUCACUGGCCAGCCAGCCUAGCUGAAAACACCAAAGUCAGGUUCAGUGAGUGAUUCUGUCUUAAGAGAAUGAAGCAGAAGGUGAUACGGAGGGCACUAGGCGUUCUCCUCUGGACUCCACCCAUAGCGCCAUGCACACCCUUAAAAUUUAUCAUAGUAAAUUAGGGCCACCUCUUCAGUUACCCAGCAUUUCAGGCACAGAAUGUGGUGGUUUUAUAGAAUUGUCACCAUAGCUUAUGAAAGGCACUGUGUUCACCAGCACUUGAAAAUGUGGACAUGACAUUGUCUAAUGCCAAAGUUAGAAGACUUGACUGUUAACUAGCAUACUUUAAAUAGAUAAAUUUGGAAUUCUGUCCUCACCUGAAAAUGUCCAAGGGCUCAUCUAGACAGAAGUAAUGGCAAAGCACAAGUCACAAAUAUAUGUUUGCUCCACGUAAGAACCAGGGUCUUUUCUCAGCACCAAAGUUCAAAAUGAGAAGAGUGUUUAAUGUGUUCAUGUGUCAGUUAGCUUUCUGUCAGCCUGACACAAGCCAGAGUCUUUUGGGAAGAGGGAUGCUCAGUUGAGAAAUGUCUCCGUGAGACUGGGUUGUAGGCAAGCCUGGGGGCCUUUUCUUGAGGAACGGUUGA